Molecule: messenger RNA, 1035 nt
Organism: Malaclemys terrapin pileata
Lineage: Eukaryota; Metazoa; Chordata; Testudines; Emydidae
Exons: 2
Coding region: 108-1019 (303 amino acids)
Source: RefSeq, a predicted model, not a curated record
AACGGGAGGUACGGGAUCUGCUUGCCAUAUGGGGAGAUGAAUCAGUGCUAGCUGAACUCCGUAGCAGUAAACGAAAUGGCAAAAUAUUAGAAAAGGUCUCAAAGGCCAUGAAGGACAGAGGCCAUAACAGGGACGCACAGCAGUGCCACGUGAAAAUUAAAGAGCUAAGGCAAGCCUACCACAAAGCCAGAGAGGCAAACGGAAGGUCUGGGGCAGAGCUGCAAACAUGCCGCUUCUACGUGGAGCUGCAUGCGAUGCUAGGGGGUGCAGCCACCACUACCCCAACGGUGUGCUUUGACUCCAUCAAUGGAGAAACACACAACAGGGAAGCGGGUUCGGGGUAUGAGGAAGAUGAUGAUGAAGACAAUGAAGAUAGCUCACAGCAAGGAAGCGGAGAAACCAGUUUCCCCAACAGCCAGGAUAUGUUUAUCACCCUGGACCUGGAACCAGUAACCCCCGAACUCACCCAAGGCGUGCUCCCAGACCCUGAGGGCACACAAGGGACCUCUGCUGCAAAUGUUUCUCCUUCACAGAGGCUAGUGAAGAUUAGAAGGAGAAAACGGCGGACUCGGGAUGAUAUGUUCUCGGAGCUCCAGAUGUCCUCCCACGCUGACAGAGCACAGCAGAAUGCAUGGAGGCAGUCAAUGUCAGAGUGCAAAAAAGCACAAUAUGAACGAGAGGAGAGGUGGUGGGCUGAAUCGUGGGCUGAAGAGAGCAAGUGGCGGGCUGAAGAGGAUAGGUGGUGUCAGCUUGCAGACAGAAGGCAAGAGUCGAUGCUCCGGCUGCUGGAGCAUCAAACUGAUAUGCUCCAGCGUAUGGUUGUGCUGCAGGAAAGGCAGCAGAAGCAGAGACCACCACUACAGCCCCUGUGUAACCAACAGCCCUCCUCCUCAAGUCCCAUUGCCUCCUCACCCAGACGCCCAAGAACACGGUGCGAGGGCCUCGGCCUCCGGCCACCCAGUCACUCUAUCCCAGAUGAUUCCCCGAGCAUCGGAAGGCUGGCCUUCAAUAAGUGUUAAAGUUUUAAAGUUUUAA